GCAUUGUCUAUUAGCACUGUGCACGCUUGUGAUCCUCUCGAGGUUAGUUUGGCCUCGGGAAAAAUUAUUAUCUUUGAUUCAGUGGUUCGCAAUCUUCCUAUCUGUAUUGGUGGUCGAGUUCUGGAGGCCGACGUCUAUGUAAUUGAUAUGCGAGACUUCGACGUGAUCUUGGGCAAGGACUGGCUCAUCCAUUACCGAGCCGAUAUUUGGUGCCAGGAGCGCGAAGUCACCCUCUAUCCCGUUUCCAAUCAGCCUGUUGUGUUCUUUGGGGUGAGUUCGAGGACUGUGCCUCGGGUCAUCUCUUCUAUGGAAGCUAGGAAGAGCCUUUCCAAGGGUAGCUGUCAAGGCUAUCUUGUUUCCAUGGUAUCCGACGAUGUUGAUGAGCGGGUACCCGAGCGAGUCUCUAUUGUUUCCGAGUACCUCGACGUCUUUCCUGAUGACUUACCCGGAGGACUGCCAGACCGCCAGGUGGAGUUCACCAUUGACCUAAUUCCCGGAGUCGGCCCCGUUUCUAAGGCCCCUUAUCGUAGGGCGCCGAAGGAGCUUCAAGAGCUCAAGGCCCAAAUCCAGGAGUUGCUUAAGCUCGGUUUUAUUCGUCCGAGUGUCUCGCCGUGGGGUGCGCCUGUCCUAUUCGUAAAGAAGAAAGACGGAUCUAUGCGCAUGUGCAUUGACUAUCGGGAGGUUAAUGCACUUACAGUCAAGAACAAGUACCCCCUUCCCCGUAUUGAGGACCUUUUCGGCCAGCCUAUUCAAAAAUUGACUUGC
This is a messenger RNA of Striga hermonthica, 765 nucleotides long. The record is from the annotation of a GenBank genome assembly. NCBI's taxonomy places the organism in Eukaryota, Viridiplantae, Streptophyta, Magnoliopsida, Lamiales, Orobanchaceae.